Messenger RNA from Olea europaea var. sylvestris, 1344 nucleotides. RefSeq names its product 1-aminocyclopropane-1-carboxylate oxidase homolog 1-like. Bases 128 to 1195 code for a protein of 355 amino acids. NCBI's taxonomy places the organism in Eukaryota, Viridiplantae, Streptophyta, Magnoliopsida, Lamiales, Oleaceae. The record is from RefSeq and is a predicted model, not a curated record. The transcript has 3 exons.
AAAUAUGGCCACAAUCACUAUCAUCUUAAAAGUCAACUGUUGCGUCUAAGUUCAAUAAAACUAUCUUAAUAUGUAGAAAGUGUAAGCAUGUUUGAUAAAUCAACUACUUCUGAUUAAAGAAAAGGAAAUGGAGGUUGCCGGAUAUGAUCGUGCACGAGUUUUAAAAGCUUUCGACGAUGCUAAAACCGGUGUCAAGGGACUUGUUGAUGCUGGAGUCGAAAAAAUCCCUCAAAUUUUCGUUACGCCCCCGGAUAUUGUUGCACAGACAGGUGAUACAAACAGGGAAGAUUUUAGUAUUCCUGUAAUAGAUCUCGAAUGUAGUGAAAAGGAUUCCAUUGUGGAGAAGAUCAGGCAUGCUUCAGAAACUUGGGGAUUUUUUCAGGUGGUUAAUCAUGGAAUUCCAGUUAGUGUACUGGACGAGAUGGUUUGUGGCGUACGCAGGUUUUUUGAACAAGAUACUGAAGUUAAGAAACAAUUCUAUACGCGCGAUGUUACGAGAAAAAUUGUGUAUAAUAGCAACUUUGAUUUGUAUAGUUCACCUGCAGCUAAUUGGAGGGACACAUUUUUCUGCUUUAUGGCUCCAAAUCCUCCGAAACCAGAAGAAUUGCCAGAUGCAUGCAGAGACAUACAAAUUGAAUAUUCAAAACUCAUAUUGAGCUUGGGGUUUCGACUAUUUGGUCUACUUUCCGAGGCUCUUGGACUUGAUCGUAGCCACCUGAUGGAUAUGGACUGCGCAAACGGGCUUACAUUUGUGUGCCAUUAUUAUCCAGCAUGUCCAGAGCCAGAAUUGACCUUAGGAGCAAGCAAACAUACUGAUGAUGGCUUUCUCACAGUGCUUUUGCAAGACCAAAUUGGAGGUCUUCAGGUUUUUCUUGAAAACCAGUGGAUUAAUGUUCGUCCAGUGCCUGGUGCUCUUGUGGUAAAUAUUGGAGACCUUUUACAGCUUAUAUCAAACGAUAAAUUCAGAAGUGUUGAGCAUAGAGUAGUGGCGAAUCGCGAAGGGCCAAGAGUAUCAGUGGCAUGCUUUUUCAGCACUUCUUUAGCACCAUCUACCAAACUGUAUGGACCAAUUAAGGAGUUGAUAUCAGAGGAUAAUCCUCCAAAAUACAGAGAAACAACUGUGCAGGAGUAUGUAUCCUACUCGUAUUUUAAAGGUCUUGAUGGGACGUCCCCCUUACUGCAUUUCAGGAUAUAAAUUUGGCACUUGGAAUAGCAUGAAUGGAUGAUUUAUACUUUACUGCUUUGAAAUGUAAUGUUAGAUACUAAGCAUAGCAGAAAACAUAUAUUGUACUAAUGACAGUGAGUUAUAUAAUCUUUUCUUGUGGUUGGAGCCUCUUUUUUAGA